Molecule: messenger RNA, 465 nt
Organism: Coffea eugenioides
Lineage: Eukaryota; Viridiplantae; Streptophyta; Magnoliopsida; Gentianales; Rubiaceae
Exons: 6
Coding region: 1-465 (154 amino acids)
Source: RefSeq, a predicted model, not a curated record
AUGGAGAAGUUGGAGGAUUUACCUGAGACCGUCUUCGAAGAUGGUAGAGGCGAAGCUGGUUCCUGCCGGUUGCCGGAGCUUCUGCAGUCAAUUUCUUCAAACAGAGCCGAUUACGGUGCUCUUCAACAACAGGUGUAUGGUAUACUGGGAAUUGUUGCGUAUUCACAAGAUCACCAGCUAUUGCCAGAGGUUUCACUUUCGCUCAAAUUCAACCGGUCACCUGUUCCCAGAGAAUUCACCCUCCAAAGUCCAAAUUCGACCAUUCAUGACACAAGGAUUAUUAGAGAGCUUUGGAGUGGUUGGAGUCAAGCCUUGAAUUUCCCAUGGCAGAUUGUGAGCAUUUUCAAGCUUACCAAGAGACAUGUGCACCGACUUGCAAUAAUCAUGACGCAUGCAAGUAUCAUUCAUUCUAAGAGAGCCAAUAUGUGGAGAUUUGAAGUUUCAUUCUGCCAACUCUUGCAAUGA